GCCCGACUGCUUGCUACAGCUGUGCAGUAUGCAGCUGCUGCUGUACUUCCUUUUUAAGGCUGACGGAGCGCCCUUCUAUGUGCAUAUUAUGUCCUAAUCCGAUUCACGCCUCUGCGACAAUUUACAUCCAUAUCAUUAGUCAUAAUACUCCGCGGACUAGUAAUUUUUACUAAAUUUUUGUAUUACUGACAAUAAUCUGACUACUGAUCCGGUAUUGUCAUCACUUCGCUGUGUACUAAAAUAGUAGCAGUUUUACCCGGUACGCGUGUAUCAUGGAGUUCAAUUUUAGUAUAAAGGAUGUGGCCACCGAAGAGGUGAUGAAGAUAGACAAUACGUUGACGGCAAUGGGACACGAGAAAAAUGAUGACCUAAAAGACAAAAUGAAAUUGAUCAUCGAUGAGAUGGGCAAAGCUUCGGCUGUCGCUCAAGAAUUGAAGUUGCCCGUCACCAGCGCCGACAAGCUGGCCAACUCAGAUCACAUCCUCUACAUGAUGACUGAACACGAUAAACCAGAACAUUUCAGUGUUGUUGGGAUUUUGAAGAUGGGAUGGAAAAAAUUAUACCUCUAUAACAAAGAAGGCUCGCGGUCAGAAGCAAUGGUUUACUGUUUGUUAGAUUUCUAUAUACACGAGUCAAAACAGCGUAAAGGUUAUGGAAAACGUUUGAUCGAAUGCAUGUUACAGGAUAUAAAUUUAGAAGCCAAACAUUUAGCUAUUGACAAGCCAACAAAAAAAUUAUUGCAGUUUAUGUGGAAGCAUUAUCAAUUAUCUAAAUUGGUAAACCAAGGAAAUAAUUUUGUAAUAUUUGAGGAAUUUUUUGAUGACGCUUUUGAUGAAAAGAAUCAUGACAAUAGUGGACAUAGAGCUGUAGCAUAUAAGCGACAACCAAUGUUUGGACGGCAUGGUGCUCAUAAACAUCACGAUACAAUGGGCGAGAUAAUACAGGGUGAAGGGGAUGCAGCGUUUGUGAAGUUCAAGUAUAACCAAGACACUGAUUUUGUUGAUAAUCAGUUCAAGGAAGUUAAUCCACAUCCUGAAAGUGAAGGUGCAUUUAAAACUGACCAAGAUGGAAAUUCUGUGAAACGUGAUCUUAAAUUUCACCACAACUCUCUGUGGUAAUCAAAACUAACAACGUAUUCAAACAAUUGUACUGUAUUCCAGUCCACGUGCACACGCAGAAGUAUAAUUGUAUAGAUAUUUUUGUUUAACAGCUUAACCCAAAUGCAAUUUUCAAAUAUUAUAUGCUGUACUUAAAUAAUAAUCACUAGUGUUUUUUGUGAGCAAUUAUUUUUUUUAAUGUAAUAGUCUAUUCACUGCUAACUACAAUGCUACUAACUGUUUUGAGUUCUAUAUUUUAACAAGGCUGAUAUUUAAUUUUCUUUUUUUUGUAUUGAGCUGUUGUAUGCGUUUAUAAACAAUAGCUCCAAAUACCAUUCUAAGUUAAUAUAUUUUUAUUUUUUGGUAAUUA
Aphis gossypii (cotton aphid) is the source of this 1467-nucleotide messenger RNA. Its product is annotated as alpha-tubulin N-acetyltransferase 1-like. Lineage: Eukaryota; Metazoa; Arthropoda; Insecta; Hemiptera; Aphididae. Bases 273 to 1118 code for a protein of 281 amino acids. Gene Ontology annotation, molecular function: tubulin N-acetyltransferase activity. Gene Ontology annotation, cellular component: microtubule. Gene Ontology annotation, biological process: alpha-tubulin acetylation. The transcript has 8 exons. The record is from RefSeq and is a predicted model, not a curated record.